AUGGUAGCUUCAGAUGCAGGAGCUAUGUUCUUGAAGGCUGUUGAUGGAUCUGGUGAGUAUAAGGAUAAAAAUUAUAUUGCAAAUAAGAUUUUAGAUGUUAUUAAAGAUGUUGGAGCACAAAAUGUUGUGCAAGUCAUUAUUGAUAAUGCACCUGUUUGCAAGGCGGCUGGAUCUAUUGUGGAGGGUGUUCAUCCUCAUAUUUUUUGGAAACCGUGUGUUGUUCACACAUUGAACCUUGCAUUGAAAAACAUUUGUGAUCCAAAAAAUACUGAAAGUAAUGAGGCUGCCUACAGUGAGUGUAGUUGGAUAUCUAAGGUUGUUGAUGAUGCUCAACUCAUUAGAAAUUUCAUCAUAAACCAUUCCAUGAGGCUUUCCAUGUCUCAACAGUUUGUGAAUUUGAAGUUGCUUGCGGUUGUUGAGACUAGAUUUGCUUCAACCAUUAUCAUGCUUAAAAGGUUGAGAGUCGUUAAGCAAGGUCUUCUUUCUAUGGUCAUUGACGAACAAUGGAUUAGCUAUAGAGAUGAUGAUAAACAUAGAGCAAUAUUUGUGAAAGACACAAUUUCAAAUGAUAGUUGGUGGGAGAAAGUUGAUUAUGUGCUAAGCUUUACAAGUCCCAUAUAUGACAUGCUUCGUGCUUGUGAUACUAAUCAACCCACUCUUCAUUUGGUUUAUGAGAAAUGGGAUUCCAUGAUUGAGCAAGUGAAAUUAACAAUAUUUCAACAUGAGAACAAGGAGUUGAAUCAACAUUCGUCCUUCUAUGACGUGGUGUAUAGCAUCCUAAUUGAUAUAUGGACCAAAAGUAACACUCCACUUCAUUGCUUAGCCCAUUCACUUAAUCCAAGAUACUAUUGUGAGCAAUGGCUUGAGGGAGCUCCAAACCGAGUAACCCUUGAUAUGGACAAUGACAUUUGCAUGGAAAGAAACAAGUGCUUAAGAAGCUACUUUCCGAUAGCGAAGGAAAGAUUAGAGGCAUAUGCUGAGAUUGCCAAAUUCGCAAGUGUAAAUGGAGAACUUGCCCAAUAUGAUUGCUCACAACAUAGAUGGGACCUCGAGCACAGGGAUUGGUGGGUGAUGAAUAAGUACUCCAAUUCUUCUCACAACAAGAAGAAGAUGAUGGUUGUGCAAGAAGUUUCAAGGAAAUUGGUUGAAGCCCCUUGA
Molecule: messenger RNA, 1158 nt
Organism: Lotus japonicus
Lineage: Eukaryota; Viridiplantae; Streptophyta; Magnoliopsida; Fabales; Fabaceae
Exons: 3
Coding region: 1-1158 (385 amino acids)
Source: RefSeq, a predicted model, not a curated record